This is a messenger RNA of Exophiala aquamarina CBS 119918, 3930 nucleotides long. RefSeq lists its product as uncharacterized. The transcript has a single exon. Bases 1 to 3930 code for a protein of 1309 amino acids. NCBI's taxonomy places the organism in Eukaryota, Fungi, Ascomycota, Eurotiomycetes, Chaetothyriales, Herpotrichiellaceae. Gene Ontology annotation, molecular function: protein binding. Gene Ontology annotation, biological process: transcription by RNA polymerase III. The record is from RefSeq and is a predicted model, not a curated record. Gene Ontology annotation, cellular component: transcription factor TFIIIC complex.
AUGGAGCAUACUGCUCCCGACCCCAUCCAACCUCAUCUGCCCUAUUCUUGGUUGGCUCACAUCCCGCCCAUCACUACUGAGGAACUUCGAACGUCACAAGAACGUCAGCCAGUGAUUCACGAAGGUUAUAUUCCGAGCUCUCUACCCAACGCGUCCUUGAAUGGUGCGUAUCUCAGUGUCAGCGGCAAUGCCACAUAUCAUUUGCAGGACAUAUUAGCGGGCCAAGCGUUCGAUUACUCGUCCAAUGUCCGCCUUACCAGACCUCAGUCUUCAACACCAAGAAUUACUCCAAGUUCUGAGAAUGAUUCUCGGGCCUUUGGCUUCCGAGGAGCGCACUACACACCAUAUGCUGCUGCCAUUCACCCUCCCCCAGUCCACUCAGGCUACGUACCUGAUUCUUCAGCAGCGUCUUAUCACUAUCCUGAAAUCUCGCCCAGCCAUGGCAGUCAAGACCCGGGGAGUGCUCACUUUGCCGACAUCAGACCCCAUGGAAUCCUUCAGGGUCAUGAUCAAACAUCUGCGUUUGAGCGCACACGCCUCUCAUCCUAUGAUGUCCCCGAAUAUUCCCAGGCCGAGUCUACGGACGAGGGUGAAAUGACAAUGGAUGAAGGUGAAAGCCUGGCAGUUACCCACGCCUUGAUUGCAGGCGGUAUGAAUGCCGGCUCUACAUCGGGAAAACGUGGCCCUGAACCAGAAAUUCUACCAGGACAAUCAUCUAGAAAGCGUCGAAAGAGAGGCAAGGGUAGGAGAGGUGGUUGGAGCAAAGGUCUAAAAAUAGGCCCACGCCCUGCCAUCGAACCAAGCCCUGAAUUCAAUGAGCUCCACCAGCAAGCCUUGAAUGCAUUUAUUGAUGAGCAGGACACGGAGAAAGCGCGUGACCUGAUAUUGCAGGCAAUCGCGCUAAAUCCUGAAAUAUACGCUGCUCAUGCCCUCCUAUCCGAGAUCUACUUCGCAAGAGGUGAGGACGAAAAGGCGAUUGCCGCUCUUUUCAGCGGCGCCCACAGUGCUGCAAGGGAUGCGGAGGUUUGGCGUCUAGUAGCAAGUGUGUGCUUACAACAUUCCGCCAACAACCGCCACCGUGCACUUCAACAAGCCAGCUAUUGUUACGCCCGUAUCAUCCAUAACGACCGUCAAGAUUAUGAUGCUCGUCUUGAACGAGCUGCGAUCAGCAAGGAGCUCGGAAACUAUGGUAAAGCAAUAAAGGACUUGGAAGCAGUACUAGAGGGAAUGCCUCGCAACGCCAAUGUAAUGAAACAGAUAGCCGAAGUUGGUAUUGAAACUAAAAGUCUGGGACGGGCUAUGUCGCUUUAUGAGGACCUCCUCACGUAUUCCAGAAGCCCUGGCCUGGAAGGCGAAGAUACAUUUACUUGGGCCCAUGCGGUCACCUAUAUCGAGCUGCUCUCCCACAACGGUCCACCCGAUGAGGCAAGAUCAAAUGCCAUAGUAGUGCUACGGCAACUAUGUCGCUGGUUGCUGGGACGCGAGGAGGACUUUUUCUGGGACAAUUUCGAUGAUGACCGGGAGUGGGAUGUUGAAGAUGAGCCACGGAGAAUUAUGGUCCCACAGCACGUUCCAGAUAUAUUUCCCUCCGAAUCAUACGGAUUGGGGCUUCCGCUUGAAUUGAGAGUUCAACUCGGUAUACUUCGACUCAAACAAGGCUCAGAUCAUUUUGAUGAAGCACUUGACCACUUGGAAUGGUUGGAACCUGAAGCACGGGAUGAGCAGGCACACAUCUACGAAUUCCCAGAUCUCUUUCUCGAGGCUGCCAAUGCUCUAUACGUCCAUAAAGAACAUGAGCAGGCUCUGAGAUAUUUUGAGGCACUGCGAGACGUCAAUGCGUAUUCAGAUGUCGACUUUUGGCUCGCGAUUGCCACAUGCUACUACGUUACAGGUGACAAGUUGCAAGCUGUCGAUUGUUACGAGGCUGCGAAAGAGGCGGAUAUUGAAUGUGGAGAAGCCAGGAUCCAACUAGCGAAAUUAUACACAGAUCUUGAGGAGAAAGAAAAAGCAAUGGUUAAUGCUCGAGAGGCCAUCCGAAUUGCCGAACAGGCAACGCCUCAAACGGACAAACGCCGAUAUGAAAGGAAAGAACAGCGCUUGGCCCGUAAGGCUGCAGAAAAUGCUCUAAAGGAAGCAUACCGACUCAGAGGCCCACUGGCUCAGGGCGAUGCUAUUGACAGGAUCGAAGCACGGCUCCAGAGAGGGAACGCCAAAGAAGAUGUUGUGUCCUUCAGAAAGCCACGCCAGAGGAAGGAGAAACCUGCACCACAACCCCGUUCCAUACCAAACACCCGUCCGCCCCCCCUGAAGAAACCGAUGACUCCAGCAGAAAAAGAUGCGUAUCGUACGGAUGCCGUCACACGCUUGUAUACCAAUCUUCUCGAGAAUGCAGAAGGAAUGAGAGAAGGGGACGAGCUGGCAAUCGAGACCUGGACAAACUGUGCAACAUCCCUGAUCAUGGAUUUCCGAAGUAAUCGCUUUUUCUACCCCUACGAACGAAGCCUGCCAUUCAUGGGCUACCACAGCCGCCACAAGAUCAUGCAACAAACUCAGGCGGAGGAUCCAUCCCAAGGAUUCUCAUAUCUCAACGCCAGGGACAUCCCCACAGCCUAUCGCGAGAUACCCUUCACGGCCUGGCUCGAUAUCUUCCUCGAAUAUGCCCUGGUCCUCGCCAGCAAGGGCAAUAAAACCCGCUGUUACAACACCAUCAUAGCGAGCCUCGAUUGUGCGGUGUGGUAUCAUGACCCGAAUGCCCAGCUACUCAUCCACACCACUUACCUGGCAUGCUGUAUCUCACUACGCGACCAAGCGACACUGGUCAACGUGGUGCUUCGUUGGUUCUUGCGCACUUAUCAAUUCUGCACAGACGCAUAUCGACUUUUCGCGGCGAUGAACCUAGUCUUUCCCUAUACCAACGAAAAAAAUGGAAAAGAGGGUGUCAAUGCGAACCUGGUCUUUCGCAGCGGUCCAAGUCAGAAGUUUAUGUUCAGGCAGAUCAUGAGCAUGGAUCUGAACCUGCCCACGGAUUAUUAUGCCGAAGGAUUCGGCCCCGUACCGGACUUCAUGAGACGGACACGCGACCAGAUCCAGAAGGACGACGGAAAAUCGACCACCGAGAACCCAGUCACUGGUGGUGGCAAUACUGCAGCUGGUGAUGCAGCUCUCGAACCUCCCGCAACCGCAGGCCCAACCGAAGGCAUCACUCUACAGGAGAUGGACGUCGUGCUCUUGACGCUAUACGGCCACCUCCUGUACGCGGGCGGCAGCUUCCCGUCCGCGCUGUCAUACUUCUUCCGCGCGCUGAGCCUCGACCCUCAGAAUCCGGUGAUCCUGCUGACCAUCUCGCUCAGCUACAUCCACGAGAUGAUGAAGCGACAGAACGAGAAUCGCCAUCUGUAUCUGCUGCAGGCAUGGUCGUUCUUCGAGGAGUACGCCGAUGCCAGGAGAGCAUCGGCGCAGAGCACGGAGGAUGACAACGCCGACAACAACAAGAACAUCGACAACUUUACGGUCGCCGAUAGCGGCGCCGAUGUCGGUGGCGUCGUCCCGGAUAAAGCGGGACGAGCAGCCCCGACGACAGCGAUGAUCGAGGCUGAAAUCGAGUUCAACCGCGCCAGGUGCUGGCACAUGCUGGGGAUGGCUGAUCUAGCGGUGCGGGCGUACGGAAAGGUUUUGACGCUGCAACGAGACAUCCAGCUGCGCGAUAGAGGUAGUGCUGUCAGCCCCAGUGACGAGGCUAGCAAUACGAGUGCUACCCGUGAUGACGGUGGCCAUGGUAAUCAAGCAGCGGAGGAGUACGAGAAACCAGAUUUCUCCGCGCCCCCAGGAGAGUACACUAUGGAGGCUGCAUAUGCGAUUCAGACCAUGUAUGCUCUGAGUGGGAACGCUGCGAUGGCCAGGUCCGUGGCGGAAAGAUAUCUUGUUGUUUAG